Molecule: messenger RNA, 516 nt
Organism: Drosophila sulfurigaster albostrigata
Lineage: Eukaryota; Metazoa; Arthropoda; Insecta; Diptera; Drosophilidae
Exons: 2
Coding region: 33-509 (158 amino acids)
Source: RefSeq, a predicted model, not a curated record
GACUAGACUCCCAGGUGGUAGCAGACAACUAUAUGUUCGAAGUGGUCAAGGAGUUCACAUACCUUGGCACUGCCAUCAACACCAAAAAUGACGUCAGCCUGGAGAUCAAGCGAAGAAUCACACUUGCCAAUAGGUGCUACUUUGGUCUGAGUAGGCAAAUGUGCAAUAGAGACCUCUCUCGCCGAACAAAAUUAGCACUCUACAAGACACUCAUACUACCCGUGCUCUUAUAUGGCGCAGAAGCAUGGGUAGUGUCAAUGACAGAUGCAGCAGCGCUUGGAGUGUUCGAGAGGAAAAUUCUUCGCAAGAUCUUCGGUCCCGUUCGGAUUGGGGACGACUUUCGCAUUCGGAUGAACCACGAGCUGUACGAGUUGUACGACGACGUGGACGUGGACCAAGUAGAGCAGGACCUUAAUCUGCUGGGAAUUUCCAAUUGGAGGAGGCGCGCGAAGAGCAGAGGCGCCUGGAGGGAGACGCUGAGGUCGGCCAAAACCCGAAAUGGGUUGUAGUGCCACC